Molecule: messenger RNA, 648 nt
Organism: Rhopalosiphum padi (bird cherry-oat aphid)
Lineage: Eukaryota; Metazoa; Arthropoda; Insecta; Hemiptera; Aphididae
Gene: l(3)neo43
Product: cytochrome c oxidase assembly protein COX16 homolog, mitochondrial
Exons: 1
Coding region: 271-570 (99 amino acids)
Biological process (GO): mitochondrial respiratory chain complex IV assembly
Cellular component (GO): mitochondrial inner membrane
Source: RefSeq, a predicted model, not a curated record
AUAGAGUAUAUUCAUAAGCAUUAGAACUCAUUGGUUAUCCUUUUUAUCAUUGAACGCAUAGAUCGUUUACUUUAGAUAAUAAUAUUUUACAGAAUUAAAUUUUUUAUAAAAAAUAGUAUUGAGUAUUGACACAGAAAUCUUAUGCUAUAGGCUUCAGAAUUAUGCGCAAUUGGUAAUUUUAUUUAUCUAGUAGCCACUGCUUUAUACUACGUUAUAAUUAUUUAAGAAAACUUAAAUUUUUAAUUAACAUGUGUUCGUAAACGCGUAACAAUGGACAAUUUUUCAAAAUCAUUGGAUAGUUUUUUAAAAAAUAAAUUUAUUCGAUAUGGAUUACCAUUUAUUUUAUUAGUUGUUGGAGGAUCAUUUGGCUUAAGAGAAUUUUCACAGAUUCGAUAUGAUUAUCGAAAAGUUAAGUUCAUUAGUCCAGAAGAACUUAAGAAACAAGGUAUUGAAAUGAAACCUCGUGGCAGCGUCACAAUAGAAACUGAAUAUAAAAAGCUUCUGGAACAAGUUAAUCUUGAAGACUAUGAAAAUAAGAGAAUACCAAGACCACCUGGAUUUGAAGACUGACUUAAAACUAUGUUAAAAAACUGUUUUAGUAUGUUUUUAUUCUAAUAAAUAACAAAUAAUUAUGUUAUAAUAUAAUAA